CAAAUGAUAUUCAAUAGUGAGAACGAUUAGGACGUCAGAAGCUAGUGCGAUAACACGACAGACCCUAAGUGGACACGGUAAUCACCAGACCCUUGGGUUAUCAGCAAGCAACGAGCCGGUGUGGCAAGGUUAAUUUCAACCUUACUCUAAAUCCAGGCUGUCUAACGACCACGAGAUGACGACACGAGCCGUGUUAUACAUCACCUUGAUAGCUGUACACCUUUUUGUCGCCGUUUCCGGUGAGAAGAAAUAUGCAUUUACUCUGACAUAUCCUGAUGGGUUCAACAUCUCAAUUAAUAACAUUACGAUAUUUCAGCAUUCGAGACAGAACCCUAUGAUAUACGUAGGGGAAGGACACACAAAUUUCCUUGGUGGACUUGGAAAUUUCCAUAUCAACAAUGUAAUUCAGGACCGAAUUCCUCUCCGGACAUUUGAGCAUAUUACUACUGCGGAUAAAAAUUACGUGUUGUUCAAGUACAGCGGGGAUGAGUUCCUGUGUAACGUAACGUUCGAGUCGACUUCCGACAGUGACCUUGUGGUGUCGACAGUAGAUGUGGGAAGCACUCCCUAUCAGUACCUGUGGCUGAGGGUAGUUGCAGAACAGACCGAGAAGGUGUUCGGGGGUGGGGAGCAGUUCUCUCACUUUAACCUCCGAGACAGGACGUACAUGCCACCAGAGAUCGUUACAGUUCUGCGCGCGGACGAUCUCAAGUACCCCAUCUGGACAAGGGAACAAGGUGUUGGCAGGGACAAGAGUAACCUCGUGACGUAUUACGCGGACCUGAAGACAGGAGGCGGUGGUGCCUUCCACACGACAUAUUACCCCCAACCUUCUUAUGUGAGCACACGAAAGUACUACCUUCACUACAAGGACACUAACUACAUGGUACUCGACUUUAGCUCCCCUACCUACCACGAGAUCUUCGUCAAGGGUAUAGUUGGAAAGUUCUACUUCAAAACGGCCGAUACCAUGCUCGCGCUGGUACAGUCACUGUCUCAGUUCCAGGGCCGCAUGCCUGCACUCCCGGACUGGGUAACUUCAGGCAUUACAAUAGGGGUUCAAGGAGGAACUGACACGAUGUUGGCAAGACUGAAGACGGUUCAGGAUGCCGGUAUAAAGGUGAAUGGACUUUGGAUUCAGGAUUGGUCCGGCGACAUCCACACCUCAUUCGGAAAAAGAGUCUUUUGGAACUGGAAACUCAACACUACUCUCUAUACCAAAUGGAACGAGACCAUUGCCGACCUGCAGAAACAGGGCAUCCGGGUUCUUGCCUAUGUCAACCCAAAUCUCAACAAAGACGGCGACUUAUUUAAGGAUGCAGACAGUAAGGGUUACUUCAUUAAGGACCCCAAGACGGACAAGACCCUCCUUACGAACUUCGGGGAGUUCUUUUGUGGCUCUAUUGACUUUACCAACCCAAACGCCUUCUCUUGGUAUAAAGACACUAUUUUGAGGAAGAACAUGAUAGAUAUCGGUCUAGGCGGAUGGAUGGCAGAUUUCGGAGAGUAUCUUCCAACAACAGCCAAAUUUUUCACUGGGUCUGGAGAAACGCUUCAUAACAGAUGGCCGCUCUAUUGGGCGCAGAUGAACAGAAUUGCGAUACAGGAAUCCGGAAAGGAAGGCGAGGUGGUGUUCUUCAUGAGAUCAGGAUAUUCAGGUAUUUCCAAUUUCACGACGUUGAUGUGGGCGGGAGACCAGAAUGUCAAUUUUGACGUUGCGGAUGGCCUAGCCUCCACUGUUGUGGCAGCACUCUCUGCCGGGGUUUCAGGAAUAGGGAUGACUCACUUUGACAUAGGAGGGUACACCACCUUUGCCAGCAUGGGACUCAAGCGUACACCUGAACUUCUCAUCAGAUCUGGCGAAAUGGCUGUCUUCACGCCGUACAUGCGCACACACGAAGGUAACCAGCCUGAGGCUAACAUACAAGUAUACUCCAACAAAUACAUACUUCAACACUUUGCGCGUCUUUCCAAGGCGCACAGUCUUCUUGCAAACUACACAAGGGCCGCCGUGGCAGAGUACAUACAGAACGGGACUCCAGUGCAGCGUCCCAUGUUCUUCGUAGACCAGACUGAAAAAAGCUAUGCAGCAAUGUACCAGUAUAUGUAUGGUCCUGACCUGGUGGUAGCCCCGAUCGUAACUCAGGGAGCAACUUCCAGGGAUAUCUACCUCCCACAAGGAACGUGGAUAAACAUAUGGGACGAAGGCGAAUAUGCCGGUUAUGAUAAAUACAUUAAUAUGUCGGCACCCCUCGGGAAGCCAUUGGUAUUUUAUAAUAACGAGAGUAAAUAUAAAAACGUAUUUAAAUGUUUUAAACAGCUACCAGCCCCGCCCACUCCUCCACCCACUCCUCCCACAACGCCAACGCCUGUAGCUCCCUGCGUAAACAAGGGAGCAGCGUUCGGUUCCGGAGUUUGGUGGAUCCUCCUUACAGUGUUUACUGUUAUUUCGUACCUCUGAGGAACUGUAUAGAGAUGUUCAACGACAAUGGAAUCAAAUGCAUCACUGAAGUGUCAGAUAAUGGUGAUGCUAGACACUUUGGAUACAAGCGUUUUAAGUCAGACCACAGAACUGAACGAAAUUAUCAAACAGUACAUCUGUUAACAUGUCAUCUUGGCUUUGUUGAACAUUGUUAUUACGAACACCCACGUUUCCUUGAAAAGUGGUAACUACAUGUAUUUUUGUUGCAACAUUAUGUGUCGUGUGUUACCGUGUUAUCAGUAUAUCAAAGCCAUCCAUCAUAGAUGUCAUAUUACAUACGCGGCUUUUCACCAUUAUAAUAGAUAGUGGAGGUCUAAAUGGAAACCACGCCAUAAACAUCAGUUUCUUUUAAAGCCAAGUCAUCAUCACGUUAUAGUAGGAACAUCAAUCUACGUCACUGGACAACACCAUAACCUGAGUCUUUGCUUUUACCUAUAUUUAGAAAUAAAUCUUGUGUUAAAGUGUCAAUUUUGAGAAGAAUAUGGAACAAGGAACUUUAAAGGGUCCACCAGAAAGUGGAAUAAUUGUGAUUGUAAUGUAUUUUUAAUUUUUAAUUUUCAGCUUUUAAUUUUUUUUUAUCUUUAAACAAUGUCGCUUUACCGCAGUAACCCUACUUCUAUCCAUACCACUAUCCAUCGCUGGUAUUCAUUUUAAGAUUUUGUUUCAUUUAUUUUUCCCCAAGAAUUAGAUUUUCAUGUUAUAUUAUUUAUCAAAUGGUUUACCGUGUGAAUACAAAAUGUACGACUUCAUGCAGAAUUGAAACCUAUUGUUUUUAUAGCCCCUCUUUUCAUGGGGGACGUAAGUUGACUAUUUCACACAGACGCGGCAUAAAUAAAAGAAAGUCGGACACAG
Pecten maximus is the source of this 3334-nucleotide messenger RNA. Its product is annotated as sulfoquinovosidase-like. Gene Ontology annotation, biological process: carbohydrate metabolic process. NCBI's taxonomy places the organism in Eukaryota, Metazoa, Mollusca, Bivalvia, Pectinida, Pectinidae. The record is from RefSeq and is a predicted model, not a curated record. The coding region runs from base 176 to 2461 and encodes 761 amino acids. The transcript has 10 exons. Gene Ontology annotation, molecular function: hydrolase activity, hydrolyzing O-glycosyl compounds; carbohydrate binding.